Dendronephthya gigantea is the source of this 3172-nucleotide messenger RNA. Its product is annotated as ADP-ribose glycohydrolase MACROD2-like. The transcript has 12 exons. The record is from RefSeq and is a predicted model, not a curated record. Gene Ontology annotation, molecular function: ADP-ribosylglutamate-[protein] hydrolase activity. Gene Ontology annotation, biological process: purine nucleoside metabolic process; mitochondrial respiratory chain complex II assembly; DNA damage response. Bases 269 to 2911 code for a protein of 880 amino acids. Lineage: Eukaryota; Metazoa; Cnidaria; Anthozoa; Malacalcyonacea; Nephtheidae. Gene Ontology annotation, cellular component: nucleoplasm.
UGGCGACCGUCAGGAGUGAAAAAAAGAAGUAAAAAAAAUUAAAUAGUUUUGACGACGUUUAUGCUUUUAUUUGCGUGACUGUUUGUCCGGGUCAAGCUUUAGAAAAAACCGUGAUUUUAUAGAGAGCAACAAACAAUAUAAACAUUGAAUAUUGCAAUGAAGUUAUGAACUCUAUUUCUCUGUUAAUUCUGUAUAAAUAUAAAGUAUAAGUUUAAUCUAAAGUCGAGGAAGAAGAAGAAGCGAACACCGGUAGCAAUAUUGGCCAAGGAUGUUCAUAAGAUACAGUAGACUGCAGAUAUCAAUUUUUAGUCUGUACAGGCGGUUAAUACGUACUUGUGAAGGACGACCUGGAUUUAAGGAAUAUGUUCAAGCAGAAUUUAGAAAGAAUGCAAGGAUUCCACGUUCUAACAUUUUAAGGAUAGAAUAUUUGAUAAGAAAAGGUGAAAAACAGUUAAAGGACUUGAAGGAAAAGGAUAUACAGUCUAUAAGCGUGAUCAAACCAGAUCUUAACAAAUUAAAAGAUGAAGAAAAACCAGCGGUGGUGGUUGCCGAACCUGAACUACAAAAUAAGCCACCAAGUGGUCCAGACAACACUCCAGGUGCUACCAUUGAUGACCCCAUGAAGCCCGAAGAUGAUGCCUCAUCUGAUUCGAACAAACCGAAAGAAAUCUCUUCAGCGGAUCCAAGAGACACACCAGGUAUUGAUCCGAAUGAUGCCCCCAUGGAAUCUACAAAUGUUGCCUCAUCUGAGCCUGAAAUACUGACAGAUAGCUCCUCAAAUGAUCCAAAAGACAUUCCGGGUAGUCUCAAUAAUAUCACUAUGGAGUGUACAAAUGUCGCCUCGCCUGAGCCUAAAAAAUUGGCAGAUCCGCUCUCAAAUGAUCCAAAAGACACUCCAGGUAGUCUCAAUGAUAUCACUAUGGAGUGUACAAAUGUCACCACAACUGAUCCUAAAAAAUUGACAGAUCCACCACCCUCAAAUAAUUCAAAAGACACUCCAGGUAGUCUCAAUGAUAUCACUAUGGAGUGUACAAAUGUCACCUCACCUGAUCCUAAAAAAUUGACAGAUCCGCUCUCAAAUAAUUCAAAAGACACUCCAGAUAGUCUUAAUGAUGCCUCCAUGGAAUUUACAAAUGAUGCCUCAUCUGAUCCUCCAGAACUGAAAGAUAGCCUGUUAAAUGAAUCAAAAGACCCUCCAGGUACACCUUGCAAUGAUGCCCCAAUGGAAAUUACAAGUGGUGCCUCAUCUGAGCCUACAUCAAAAGAUCCCCCAAAUGAUUCAGUAGACCCUACAAAUAUCUCUGUUAAGCCAAGUAAUACCAACCCAAGCAAUUGUGAAGGGCUGACAAAGAGCCCUCCAUCUGGUCCUAACAAGUUGACUGAUGACUUUCCAAGUAUUCCAGAAGAUACUACGAACACCACCAAUGAUGGCCAUGUUGAACCAACAAAUAAACCCCCGUCUGAUCCUGUAGAACCAGUGAACAAUCCACCAGAUUCAACUUCCUGGUGUUUCUGGAAUACAGAUAAAGAAAAAAAGAAACCAAAGACACCUGAUUUCAGCAACAUGCCUUUGGAUGAAAAACGAAAAUACUACAGAUGUGGCAACCGCUAUCUGACAUUAGAUAAGAUAGAAACUUGGCCAGAGUAUGUGAAAAAUAAUCAUGAUUUCCUGAGCAAGCAAGGUUUUCUUCCAAAAGAUAUAAAGACUAAAGAGUUCUUCACUGAUGAAAUCAACAAAAAGGUUUCUCUCUGGCAGGGAGAUAUAACGUGGCUGGAAAUUGAUGCUAUUGUCAAUGCUGCAAAUAAAACUCUUCUCGGAGGCGGUGGAGUUGAUGGCUGUAUUCACCGGGCUGCUGGCAAGGGUCUAUUAGAUGAAUGUAGAAAAUUGAAUGGUUGUGAUACAGGAAGUGCCAAGAUGACGUCAGGACACAAACUGCCAGCUAAAAAUAUCAUUCACACAGUUGGUCCAAUAGGAGAAUGCAAGUCUUUGUUAGAAAGUUGUUACAACUUGUGUCUCGAUCUGAUGAAAAAAAAUGAACUCAGUUCAAUGGCAUUUUGUUGCAUAUCAACAGGGAUAUAUGGUUAUCCUUACGAAGCAGCAUCCAAGGUUGCCUUGGAAACAGUGAGGUUGUGGUUGGACAAGAACAAAGACUGGGAUGGUCGCAUUAUUUUUUGCGUAUUUUUACAAGACGACUUGGAUAUUUAUGAGAAGUUAAUGCUUCACUACUUUCCUUGUACGAUAAGUAAGAAGAAAGGUUCUGAGAUUAGCGAGGAUGAACCUGCCGGUGCACACCAGGGUGACUCAACAACGAAGUCCGUAAAGAUGCCAGGGACAGGUACUACUACUGAUCAUGAAAAGAAAAAUCCUAAAGGCAGAGGGCGCGGAUUUGGUAAGACCGGUUCUUCGGGACAUGCGCCUCCUUCAAAGAAAAAGCAACCCAGUUCUGCAGCGGAGAAAAAAGAAGAUACUGGAAGUAGUGAGAGCAAUUCUGUCGUUCGUAAACCAAACCAAGGCCUCUCAAAAACGAAGCCAAAUUCUGGAGAGACGUCAGGGUCAGUUGCUCCUGGUCAUAAUGGGGCAGGAUCUCGGAGCAAAGGCAGAGGGCGUGGCUCUGCGAGGAAGGACGCUUCUGGAAAGACGCCUUCAGUAAAGAAGCAAGAAAAGAACCCGACGACUUUAUUGGUUCAGGCAGAGAAACAUAAAGCAGAACAAGCUAAGAUUGAGAAGACAAAAAAUAAAGACAGCGGACACAUCGAAAGACAAAAGAGUGGAACUGAAUCAUGUGAACAUGAAGACAGCGAGGAAAAGAUGGAUAUUUCUGAACCGAAGGAGGAUACAGGGAUAGAGAAGGAUACAAAAGAGGUGGUCCCGUCGAAAUCUGGAGAAAUAAUAAUGGAGUCAAGUGUUUAACUGUGGUAAGUUGUAGAUGACGGAUUUUGGGCAGUGUUAGGAUCAGUUGUUGAGAAAAACUUCUACUUUGGUUAAAAUAUAUGUAUUAAUGUAUAUAAAUAUUAUAAUCACACAUGCACUACAAUAUAUACAGACGUUUAUUGUCAGUUUAGGUUCGGUAUAAUUGUUUGUAUAGAAUAUCAUGUAAUCUAAAUUUUAUGGUUCUUACAGAUAAGCAUUAUAUAAUGGCCCGAUUUUGAUGCGAAUAAAUUAUGUAUUAUA